Chara braunii is the source of this 4165-nucleotide messenger RNA. The record is from the annotation of a GenBank genome assembly. Lineage: Eukaryota; Viridiplantae; Streptophyta; Charophyceae; Charales; Characeae.
GGGCUGGAUCUGAGUGAAAGCCAGUUUGGGUGAAAGGAGCAACUGAGCAAACAAGCGAAGAGCCAUACUGAUUCUUCUGGCCUUUUUGGAUCGGUGUAAAAUAAUGAAUUAUUCAAAUGUAAAAAUAAAUUAUACUGAACCAAUGCUCCUCAAAGGGUGAAAAAAUAAUUGAUAAGUUAUGGGGUGAAUCCCUGAAUCUGCCUAACAGGUAUAAUUUUUUUAAUCGCAAUUCUUUAACCAGUUCAGAUUCUCUGUUUAUGAAUUGUUUAACUGAUUCUCCCUCCACUACACCUUUAACUAGUUCUUUGAACUUGUUUCUACAUUUCAUGGCAGCAAAAUGAAGAAGAGCUUCACAAGUCUGGAUAAUGACAACAUCUGGGAAAAGCUCAGUCGCAGAUCCUACUCGGCAGAUUUGACAUCCGAAGAUUCAGAGCUGAAUGUAGAUUGGGAUUCAAGACCAGGAGCCAUGGAGGACGGCUUCGUGGAGCUAGCAUCAGUUCUCCCAGGGACUCGCCAAUCAAGAUCUGGCAGUGAGGCACUAAAGAGAAAGAGGUCGGCAUUCCCGGAGCGUAACAGCAGCAGCAGCAACAGCAGUUGCAGAGUACCUUCAACCAGGAGUGCAACGAGGAGCCUCGAGAACCGCUGGGUACUUGGAAAUAUGGAUGAGGUCCAUGAGGAUGACUUCAUGCAGGGAAAGAAAUCUUUCAGAAGGAUAAGCACUGGAGAAAGUGGGCGGAAGGGACUGGGUGCUUCUCCGGAAACUAUACGAUUGGAGCACGGCGGCAGUAGCAGUCGCCCCUUGAACAUCGACUGGUUUGAAGAUUCGCUGAAAAGAUUUGAAGUCACAGACAAAAAAGGAGCAGUGGCAGGGAGCCAAGAAGACCACCUGGAUUUCUUGCUCGAACAAUAUGAUGAUGUCAAAGGCAAACGGCAUGAAGAUGGAGAAGGCGAAGGACGUGAUCAGGCAACUGGGGAGAGGGACUGGUUUGAAGCAGUGGCACAUGGGUUCAGCUUUGGAUCUGGGUUGGCAGGAGCAGGGGUCUCCGAGAAAGAGGGCAUCGCAGAGGUCUCCAGCUCCAACAGCUAUCCCAUUGAACGGAAGAAGGUGAGACAUGAAUGUGGUCCCGGCAGUGACUUUUCGAAACGAAGAAGUCAAUUUGAGCAAGGACGACGCAGCCAAACCUCCAAGAGACCACGGACAAGCCCGUCUUUCAGUGACGAAACGUGUUCGUUUGUUGCCGAUGGAACUGCUCCGAUGACACGGACAUUCACAGGGAGGAAGCCUCGAGGUGAGAAUCUCUAUGAUAGGAGGAGCUCAGGAUCCAGUUGUCGUAGUUUCUCACCCCGGGACUCAGGGCUACAUGGGACUGACCUGAUCUUGCCAAGGGACUCGUCACUACAUGGGACCAAGCCGGUCCCGCCAAGUCAUUCAGGUGGUUUCCAACAUUUAUUUCUUGGAGUGGAUGAUGACAGAUUCAAGGGGGCAGCAGAGGAUUUGAAAAGUGGUUCUCACGCACCUGGUCUUCCGAUCGGUUUGGACUUUUUGAUCCCAGAUCAGGAACAUGAUGAGCUUUGUGAUGUCCUUGCUGAUGAUCAUGACAGAGACAACAACACCACUGGGUUGUUCAACGUGGCAGCAAUUGCAGUUCAUGGCGCAGCUUUGUGGACCACCGAAUUAGGUCCGGAGCUGCCGCAUGCGAACUAUUCGGAGGGCGCUGAUGAUGACUGGAUGAUGUCAUCGUCUACAGCGAUUUCAUCGUCUACAGGAGCUUCAGAAGAAGAAGUGGAUACCCUUUUGGCAGCAUUAGCACCUCAAAACUGUAUAGAACAUGGCACACUACUUCACGGGACUGAUUGCCGAAAACUGGAACCGCUGACAGAAGCGGAUGAUUCCUGGGCGCGCUACGAGAAAGCCUUGCAGUUAGAAUGCCGGAACGAGCAGCCGGUGGGCCCAACAAAAUGCUGGGACCAGGAGGAAGAUUUUAUCGAUCAUGAGACCGAUGGGACUCUGCUAGGAUUGCGAGCGGUUCCGGACAGCGCCUGGGAACAUCAUCACAAGUACGAUCAUGAUGCGUUCCAGGCAUUAGGUGCUUCAUCAGAAGAAGGGCCGUCAUAUGGUGAUCCCAAGUGGCCCCCGAAUGAGUACCGCAGCAGUCCUAGCAGCGGAGGCGGCGGAAUGAGCCCCCAACUUAUCAUGACUGCGAACGGGGACUUCAAGCCCCCCCCCUGGCUUUCGAAGAUGCCCAACUACCAGAGGGGCGAUCAGUGGCCAGGCAUCAACCGGCUCGCAGCUGACGUCAUGCUUUCGCCAGUGAUCCACAACGAUGACAAUAGCAGGCCUGACAAUUGCAAGAGGAGCCAGAGGAAGGAGGUCCUCGCAUCUCGUGCUGCGGAAUCUGAGGAAAGUGUAGGCGACUCUCAGUCUUCCAAACGAUUCCUGGCCGCGGCAGCACGAUUGCAGGAAAUACAGGACUUGACCGCAUCUGCUCCAUUUCGCAAAUAUGCCUUUCAGACCCCCGACAGGAAGGGGAAGCCACAAUCAGCCGUCAUCAACAAGGCGGAGGGAGAGAAAGCAGGCCUAGACUCCAGCACACCACACUCAAAGAUGAAAACGCUGCAAACGACAGAAAAAACGCUCGCAGGGGUAAACCAGACAAACAGCAUAGCAACAGCAAAGAGAGGCCGAGUGAGGAGGAGGAUAAUGUUUCAGCCAAGUGUAUUUGAUAAGAAACCUGGGCAUUCCUCAGAGAAGGCUGCUCCAUUACCCCCUCCCGCGAAGACGAGGAGUCGGUGUGCUAACAAUAGCAAUCCAGGCCCUGCCAGUGCGCCGUUGAAGGCGAAUCACCGGCAACAGUGUCGACAUAGUUCUUCUUCUUCUGCUGCUGCUGCUGAUGAUGAUGAUAUACGUUUGGCAGAAAAUGUACCUAUGGAUCAUCAUGGUAAUAAUGCAUUGGCUGCUCUCUCUAAUGACGGCAACAGGGGAUGGGAUGGAAAUCAGUCUCAGGAUUGUCAAGCAGAUGAUGAUGGCUCCGAUCUGCCAGCGACUACUGCUGUCGGUAACACCGUCAAUCGCAAAACCAGGAGCCGGCAAGGUAAUCUACCUGAUGCACCGUGUCGAAGAGAAGCUGGCCAAGAUCCUAUUGUCGCCUCUGCCGGAUGGUCAGACAAGGCCGAUGGUGCAGCAGAGAGUUGUGCUGUGGAGGUGGACAAGCGAACACUGAACCACGGUGUGUUGGGGAUGGGAAGACAGGCAAACGCUGAAUGCUCAUCCGCUUCAGAAGAUCAGUCAUCCAGUACGUUCGGAGGGAAAGCAGGUCAUCAGCUUCAGAUCGCAAAUCCUACAGAAGACAAGCCAGAGGCGGAAAACACGUCAGAGACGCCACGUUCUCAAGAAGGUGAAGGAGGUGGGUUUGAAUCCCUCUUCCGCCAAGGUGAAGAAGGUGAAGAAGGAGAAGAAGGAGAAGGAGGAGAAGGAGGAGAAGAAGGAGGAGGAGGAGAAGAAGGAGAAGAAGGAGGAGGAGGAGGAGGAGGAGGAGGAGGAGGAGGAGGAGGUUACUUUGUCAUGCUGCCAAACACCCAGGCAAGUCCUCAAGAGGGUGAAGAACAACUGCACUUUGUCACACUGCCAAACACGCAGGCAGAGCAAAACACAGUGAUGACUGCUGCUAGGGAUCAGAGCGCCGAUCGUGAAAGCGAAGCCGGUCAUGAUCGCCUGCCUUAUGCAGCUUGUCCGACAGUGCUGGAUAGAGUUCUUGGCUGGAAUGACCAGGCAGCAGAGGUCGAGGGCAGUAAGGAUCAUCAUCAUGGCAUAAAGAACGAGCAAACGAUCGAUUGCCAGGCUUUGCCUAGUGCGGAAGGGCAGGUAAAUGAUCUCUCGUCUGCUUCGAAUGAUGGCGGCUUAUCCGAUGAAAUUGUGAUGGAAGCAGCAGAUCUGUUCCCCAUAAGGAAAGAUGGUAGACAAGACAAGUCAUCGGCAUGGGAAGAAUCGGAGCGGCACUUAACUCGUAGACAAGAGAAGGAAGCUCACUCUGUCAUGCUACCAAAUACCCAGAUGGAUUUGCAUGUUGCCCAAGAGGAGUAGACCAGGCGAGACCUAUCGAACAAUCUAGAUCAAGUUCUGAUGUGUGAAUUGUUAUGGGUUUAGAGUCUUUAGACUCUAGAGUUU